AAGAAAAAAGAAAAUUCGAGUCAUUUCCCUCUACACACAGACAAAGAGAAAUAGAGAAAUCAAAGAGAUAAAAGAAAAUUUUCCUUUUUUUUUUUUUAAUAAAAAGAUAAAUAAAUAAAUGAAAUUGUCUUGUCUCUCCAACCAACCAACAAACAAACAAACAAACAAAUAAAACCCCAGAACCCUAGAAUUCUCCUAUUUUCCUAAUCACUGAGCUCUCUGCAGCUUAAUUUUGAGUUGACUCGACUGUCUAUGGCUUCAUCCAUGGCUUCUACAUGCUCUCCGACCUCUCUCCAGCUUCGGUUGGCCCUGAAUUGCAGGAAAUGUAGAGGAUCACCUGUCCUUCUAAUAUUACAGGCUCGGGCGACGAGGAUUGAUCGUCAUUCUCACAAGCUAUGUGCUUCUCAUAUUGGGUACGGAGUGCAACCCCCUCGUUACGGAAGUCCGUGGACUGCGUCGAGCUCUGCUGCUGCCGACAAUUUCGCUGGGUGGACUGAUUCGGGCGAUGGUGAUCAGUCUGUUGAAACACAAAAGAAGAAAUGGAUUCAAGGAAUGGUGGGAGCUGGAGUAGCUGGGAUCAUCUUAGUUGCAGGGCUUACCUUUGCAGCAUUAUCACUAAGUAAACGGACUACUUUAAAAACAAAACAGCAAAUGGAACCGUUAACUGUGCAGCAGGAAGUUUCAUUGGUAUCUGAUGAUGAGGAAGAUAAAAUUGAAAAGAAUACAAGUGCGGAAAGCAGUGCAAAUUUAAAGGAAGAGUAUAUUAGUCUAGAACACAAGACAAAUACAGAUGUGGAUCUUCCUUCAUCUCCACAAAUUGAAGAAACACAUAAUGAAAAUAAACUCAGUGGUGAUACUGAUCAGUUGUUAUCAGCAGAUAAUGGCAAUUACAUAAUCAGUUCAAAUGAUACUGUUGAUAAUGCUCCUGUUCAAGAGGAUUUGCAAUAUGACUCAGCUUUUGACAGCAAGUUAGGUGUUCUAGAAACGACUCCCAACUCAACGAAUUUGCCUGAGUCUAAAAUUGCUAAAAUUGACAAAAACUUGGUCAAUGGUGAACCUGCUUAUUCUUUGAACAUAAUAAACACUAUCACUGAGCAUACAGAAGCAAAAGAAAAUACCAUUCCUUCAUCUGAUUCUUCUAUCUCCCCUGUUCUUAAAUCCAGUGAGCCCGUGGUUGUGAGUACUUCCAUUACUUUAACUUCAGAUACAGUAUCAGAGGUUGGGAAUCUUUUCAAAGAUGGCAUGGACUCUGAAGCCUCAGUUCCGACAAAAGAAGAGCUUAACACAAGUACAAAUCAGGUCUCAACUGAUAGAAAUAGUUCAUCCCUGGAAAUGAAUUACUUAACUGAAAGUGGUUCUUCUGGAGUGACAUCUGUGUCAGAAUGGGCCUAUCCAUUUGCAAACAAACAAGAUAUAGUUGUUAAUGAUGACAUGAACUUAAGUAAAACAUCUUCCGAAUCACCACCUUUCAGUGGCAGCUUCUCAUCUGCUGGGGUACCAGCUCCAUCUGCAGUUCCUGAAUCCUUGCAGGUCUCUCCUGGAAAGAUUUUGGUUCCAGCAGUUGUUGAUCAGACUCACGGACAAGCACUAGCUGCACUGCAAGUUUUGAAGGUUAUUGAGGCUGAUGUUCAACCUAGUGAUCUAUGUACACGUCGUGAAUAUGCUCGCUGGUUAGUAGCUGCAAGCAGUGCACUUUCAAGGAGCACACUGUCAAAAGUAUAUCCUGCGAUGUAUAUAGAGAAUGCUACUGAACCAGCAUUUGAUGAUAUCACACCUGAUGAUCCUGAUUUUUCCUCAAUUCAAGGCUUAGCUGAAGCAGGUCUCAUCUCAAGCAGGCUGUCAAAUCAUGAUUUGCUUUCUCCAGUUGAAGACCAAGGUCCAUUGAAUUUCUCUCCUGAAAGCCCUCUAUCGCGGCAGGAUCUUGUAAGCUGGAAGAUGGCUCUAGAGAAAAGACAACUUCCAGAAGCUAAUAGAAAGAUUCUGUACCAACUUUCUGGCUUUAGAGAUGUUGAUAAAAUACAUCCAGAUGCAUGGCCUGCACUUAUAGCUGACCUGUCUGCUGGAGAUCAAGGGAUAAUUUCACUUGCAUUUGGCUGCACAAGAUUAUUCCAGCCAAAUAAACCGGUCACAAAGGCCCAAGCUGCAGUAGCUCUUGCAAUUGGUGAGGCUUCUGACAUAGUUAACGAGGAGCUUGCACGAAUUGAAGCAGAAUCCAUGGCAGAAAAUGCUGUUUCUGCUCAUAAUGCUUUAGUAGCCCAAGUUGAGCAGGAUAUCAAUGCGAGUUUUGAGAAGGAGCUUCUCAUGGAGAGAGAAAAGAUCAAUGCUGUGGAGAAAAUGGCGGAAGAAGCAAGGCUUGAGUUAGAAAGGUUAAGAGCUGAAAGGGAAGCAGAUAAUUUUGCCCUGAUGAAGGAGCGUGCUUCUAUUGAAGCAGAAAUGGAAGUCCUGUCAAGGUUAAAAGGAGAGGUGGAGGAGCAGUUGCAAACCCUUCUGAGUAGUAAGGUGGAGAUAUCCUAUGAAAAGGAAAGGAUAAACAAACUUCAGAAAGAAGCAGAGAAUGAAAAACAGGAGAUUUCCCGAUUACAAUAUGAGCUGGAGGUUGAGCGGAAAGCGUUAUCGAUAGCCAGGGCUUGGGCUGAGGAUGAAGCCAAAAGAGCAAGAGAACAUGCAAAAGUCAUUGAAGAGGCUAGAGAUCGCUGGGAGAGGCAGGGAAUCAAGGUUGUAGUCGACAAUGAUCUCCGUGAGGAGACCUCUGCUGGAGGUACAUGGGUUGCUACUGCGAGGCAGUUCUCUGUAGAAGGAACUGUUAGCAGGGCAGAAAAAUUGGUGGGCGAGCUCAAGCUAUUGGCGGAUAACGCAAGGGGUAAGUCUAAGGAGGUAAUUAAUACAAUCAUUCAGAAGAUACUCGUCAUCAUUUCAAGGCUGAAGGAGUGGAUCUCCGAGGCAAGAACACAAGCUGGAGAACUCAAAGAUGCUGCUGUCUUGAAGGCCAAGGAAUCAGUAGAAGAGUUGCAGAAGAACACAUCAGAAUUUAGUUCAACAAUCAAGGAGAGGGCAAGGGGGUCUAUAUAUGGGUUACAGCAAAGUACUGCAGAAUUUAGCUUUGCUAUGAAGGAAGGAGCAAAGCGUGUUGCAGGAGAUUGCAGAGAGGGUGUAGAGAGACUCACUCAGAGAUUCAAAUCAUGAAUAAACAUCUUGUAUUUUUAUUUUUUUUCUGGUUAUGUACCAAUAAUAAAAAUUUCCAGCAAUUACAGCUGAGAAACGGCAAUACUUUCCAUUGGUUCCACCCUCAUUUUUGAAAGUAUACAUUAUUGCUGACGCUUUACCAAUA
Ricinus communis (castor bean) is the source of this 3328-nucleotide messenger RNA. RefSeq lists its product as uncharacterized. The record is from RefSeq and is a predicted model, not a curated record. Bases 253 to 3183 code for a protein of 976 amino acids. The transcript has 10 exons. Lineage: Eukaryota; Viridiplantae; Streptophyta; Magnoliopsida; Malpighiales; Euphorbiaceae.